CCGGCAGUGUCAGUGGGAAAUGUUGGUCAGCUGGCAAUAGAUCUAGUGAUUUCCACACUUAACAUGACUAAGGUUGGUUACUUCUACACUGAUUGCCUGGUGCCAAUGGUUGGCAAUAAUCCAUAUGCAACAGCAGAAGAAAACUCAAUGGAGCUGAGUAUAAAUGCUGAAGUGUAUUCUUUACCUUCAAAGAAGCUUGUAGUUCUGCAGAUCAGAUCACCUUUUAUAAAGAACAAGUACAGGCCAUUCUGUCAAACACUGCUCUCUUGGGUGAAAAGCAGCAAAUGUGCCAGAGUCAUUCUUCUGUCUAGCAGCCAUGCGUACCAGCGUGAUGAUGAGCAACUUCUUGGGACACCACUACGCUACCUGCUUACACCUGAUCUUGAGAAAGCAGUUGGAGGCCUUGUGCAGGAGCUAAACUGGAAAGAAAUGGAAAAAGUAGCAGCCUACCCUGGAAUAAAUGAUACAGAAAAAGUUCUACAUAUUCCUGGAGGUGGCAUCACAAAACUGUUGUUUACUGAGAGCUGUUCAAAAGGAAUCCAAAUGGCAGUUCUUCUAAAAUUCUGCUCAGAAGGGGACAACAUCCCUGAUGCGUUUGCUCUUGUUAACUAUCUUAAUGAGUGGCUCCAGUUAAUUAAAGGCGAGAGCAACAAUUCCACAGAUACUUCUUCACAAUGGAAAAUACCAAGUUCUUGGCGAUUACUUUUUGGCAACGGUCUCCCACCUGCACUCUUCUGAUGAGUUUUGAGUUCUUCUGUAAGUCACAUGUGCAGUCUCACACACCUUUGAGAAGGUGAUCACAUAGCAAUUGCCAAGCAACAGCAGCUUCAUUUGUUGUGUGCACAGAUUCUUUAUUUAAGAAAACUUCCUUUCACAUAUAUGGGUAGCUAAUGAAAUUAAGGUAACUUUCACAAGUUGACCAAAGAAAUAUGGUUUGUACAGUUGUUUAUUGAAUAACUUGGGUUUAAUUUUUUUCUAAUAAAAUAUUUUUUAA
Antrostomus carolinensis (chuck-will's-widow) is the source of this 994-nucleotide messenger RNA. It is a transcript of the gene PSMG2, whose product is annotated as proteasome assembly chaperone 2. Gene Ontology annotation, biological process: proteasome assembly. Gene Ontology annotation, cellular component: cytosol; nucleus. The transcript has 6 exons. The record is from RefSeq and is a predicted model, not a curated record. Lineage: Eukaryota; Metazoa; Chordata; Aves; Caprimulgiformes; Caprimulgidae. The annotation marks the transcript as partial.